Molecule: messenger RNA, 1042 nt
Organism: Rhizopus microsporus ATCC 52813
Lineage: Eukaryota; Fungi; Mucoromycota; Mucoromycetes; Mucorales; Rhizopodaceae
Exons: 4
Coding region: 6-890 (294 amino acids)
Source: RefSeq, a predicted model, not a curated record
CUCAAAUGAUUACUGAUAUUCAUAACAGACCUAUUCAUGAAGCUCUCAAGGAAAAUGGUUAUGUGAUCGUCGAUAACUUGAUCCCACAAGAUAUGUUUACAAAAUUACGCGAGGCUUGUGAUCGUGUGGUUGACAAGGCAAGAAAGGGUGAAUGGAAAUACAGACGUCUUGUCGGUACUCAAUUUCCUCCUUGGACUGAAGGAACGGAUGUCUGGGGUGUUCAGCAUUUAUUACACCCUGAUUUAAAUGAACCUAUCUUUGCUCAAUGGUAUGGAUCUUGCAAGCUAUUGGAAGCAGUUCAACAAUUAUUGAACGCAAAACAUGAAGAAUUACAACUUGAGUUAUUCAAUCUGCUGAUAAACCCUCAGGAAUCUGACUUUGAUUUGACCUGGCAUCGAGAUGCCAUUCCUGCAGAGACAAAAGAAGAAGACGAAAGAGAAAAACUGACGAUACCACAUUAUGGUACACAAUGGAACACUGCACUUUAUGAUGAUGCCUGCCUCUAUGUCGUUCCCAACUCGCAUCGUCGUGUUCGAACAGCCGAAGAACGGGAUGUGACGAUCAAUGAUCCCAAGAGUUCAAAGAUGCCCGGUCAAUUAAAAGUUGAACUGAAGGCUGGACAGACCGUAUUUUAUGAUAACAACAUCUUACAUCGUGCCUCGUACGUUUCAUCUCAAAAGCGUGCUACUCUUCAUGCCUCCAUGGGCACGAUUGAGGGUGGUCAUUAUCGCGCUAGUUGUAUCCUUCAACACGGUCUUGAGUGGAUGCAGACGGACGAAUUUAAACGUUCGUUACCAGAUUCUCUUUGUGUACCUUUUGCUAACCUUACUGCUAUGGCUAAUAAGGCUGGCAUGCCUAAUCUUUGUGCUAAACCUAUUCAUGAAAAAUAAAAUAAAGUGUAAAUUAGGUCAAUUAAAAAAUAAAAAGGCACCAAUCUAUACUUGGUAAAGCAAAUCUGCAACUGUAUUUUUCAUUCUCAGCUUGUGUACAAAAUAUAAAAGGUCGCAUUUAUAUGGGAACCAAAUAUAAAGUUGUCUAUUCU